Cylicostephanus goldi is the source of this 306-nucleotide messenger RNA. NCBI's taxonomy places the organism in Eukaryota, Metazoa, Nematoda, Chromadorea, Rhabditida, Strongylidae. The record is from the annotation of a GenBank genome assembly.
AUGAGGACCACCAUCGUCGAACCAUCGAUCGUACCAGAACUUGCAGUACUAACUAACCUUCGUAUCUCUAAGGAGAAGCAACCAUCCUUAACGCACCGCUGCGCUACCAUGCGCAAUGUCGACGCGGUGCAAGAAGCUGGCGGCCGAUCAGCCACUGAAGGCAUCUUGGUAUCUGGCACUAACUCACCAUACUUCAAACGGACCAUCUCUUUUCGAAUGGUGCAUAAACUUUAUAUUUUCCCCUACAAGUUUUUCCUUUAUGUCGUGCCUACUGUUGUUUGUGAUUUGGGUGCAUGUGGAGAAUGA